Giardia duodenalis is the source of this 3288-nucleotide messenger RNA. Its product is annotated as Plasma membrane calcium-transporting ATPase 2. The transcript has a single exon. Gene Ontology annotation, cellular component: intracellular membrane-bounded organelle; membrane. The coding region runs from base 1 to 3288 and encodes 1095 amino acids. NCBI's taxonomy places the organism in Eukaryota, Fornicata, Diplomonadida, Hexamitidae. The record is from RefSeq and is a predicted model, not a curated record. Gene Ontology annotation, molecular function: ATP binding; P-type calcium transporter activity; ATP hydrolysis activity.
AUGUCCAGCGGGGGCUUUCGCCACAGUCCGGAGGAUCUCAAGGCCCUAAUGACGGAUGCGACCGUCGAGAGCCUAAGGACGCGGUUCGAGGGCACCGACGGCCUUUUGAGGAGUCUGAAGACUACCAGUCUCAAGGGGUUAUCAUCUAAGGAUGUCCCCAAGCAUUUGGAGUAUUAUGGACGCAACAAGGUCGAGCCAAGACCCCCUAAGUCCUUCUGUAGGCUUUUCUUCGAGACCUUCAAGGAUGUGACCAUCAUCAUCCUCCUAAUUGCCUCGAUUGUUUCAAUAAUCGUUGGUUCCAUUCCCUCACUCAGCGAAGAGGAGUACGGCUGGAUUGAUGGAGUUGCAAUACUGGUUGCCGUCCUGAUAGUUGCUCUGGUGUCGUCAAUUAACGAAUUCUCUAAGGAGAAGCAGUUUCGUAAGCUUAACGCUAUAAAGAAUAACAAGCAAAUUAAAGUCGUAAGAGACGGAAAAGAGACAGUCGUUUCCAUUUUUGACGUAGUUGUUGGUGAUAUUGUCGUCAUGGAGCUAGGCGAUCAGAUUCCUGCAGACGGUGUCCUCGUCUCUUGCAAUGACAUGAAGUGUGAUGAGUCUGGGAUGACCGGUGAAAGUGAUGAAAUUAAAAAGGAUCUUGCUGCAAAUCCGUUCGUGAUCGGGAGCUGCCUUGUCACUCAUGGAUCUGGGCGCAUGGUCGUUGCUGCUGUUGGCAAGUACAGUAAGCACGGCGAUAUUCUUGCUACCCUUCAGGAGGAGGAUGAGCAGACCCCCCUGCAAGAGAAGCUCGAGGUUCUUGCGAAGUACAUCGGCUAUGCUGGGAUUGCUGCUGCCAUUCUCACGUUCAUUGUUCUGGUUUCCCGGUUCUUUGUUGAUGGCCGUCAAAGCAAUUCAAAGAACUUCACGCAGUGGGUCGGCUAUAUGAUCACGUCGAUCACCAUCAUCGUCGUCGCCGUGCCGGAGGGCCUUCCGCUUGCUGUGACGAUCUCUCUUGCGUUUUCUAUGAAGAAGAUGAUGCGUGACCAGUGCCUCGUCCGGAAGCUUCAUGCAUGUGAAACGAUGGGCAGUGUCAAUAAUAUUACCAGUGACAAGACCGGAACACUUACUCUCAACAGAAUGACGGUCGUUCGCAUGAGGAUUGAGAACAGCUUUUACUUGAGGACAAGUGGUAAAACGAGUGCCGAUGACUCCGAGUGUUCUCCAAUGCCGGAUGCCGAGGCGAUCGCAGACAAGAAGUUUUCCAGGGGUGUUGCGGGCAUUUUUGCAUUGAACUCGGCACUUAACUCUACCGCCAACCUCCGUGUUGAUGAGAGUAGUAAGCCUCCAAAGGGUAUUAAGAGGGGCAAAGCAGCCGUGGCUGAGGAGGACGGGUCGUCUUCUAUUGAGGUCAUUGGCAACAAGACAGAGGGCGCGCUCUUGAUGCUUUCACGCGACAUGGGAUUCGACUACCAGGAGUUCAGAGAGAUGCUUGUCAUAGACGGACAGGCCAAGGGCGCAAUCGCGCAUGCCUUUGAGUUUACGUCUGAUCGUAAGAGGAUGUCCGUGGUUUUAGAUCUGGAAAAGUUUGGGAAGACGAGUGCUGCUGAAAGCUUAAAGGGCGCUCUCGAUCUAAUUGACGAUCGUCGUUCUUACCUUGUUCUGUCUAAAGGUGCUUCCGAGAUAAUGUUGGAGCGCUGCAGAAACAUUCUUAAGACAGAUGGGACUGUUGUGCCUCUCACAGAGAGCAUGCGUUCCGAAUAUGAGAAAACGAUUAUCUCAUAUGCAACCAAGUCACUCCGCACUCUUUGCGUUGCCUAUAGGUCGGUUUCCAAGGUUGACGGAGACAGGAAGGAGGGUGCCACGAUGGAGGAUGGUACAGUGGAGAACAUCCACAACUACGCCAAUGCGGAUUAUAUUGAGAAGGAUCUUACGCUGAUAUGCUUAGUCGGCAUCAUGGACCCUUUGCGCCCUGGUGUCACUAAUGCCGUAGAGCGCUGCAAGCGUGCUGGAAUCACUGUGCGGAUGGUUACAGGCGACAACAAGAUCACUGCUGUUGCCAUUGCAAAAGAAUGUGGAAUCCUUCCAGACGACAUAUCGGACGAUAUAAUUGAUAAGUACGUUACUACAGGGCCAGAGUUCCGCAAGCUUUCAGAUACAGAGUUGGACGAGAUCCUUGAUACCCUCCGAGUCAUUGCGCGUGCUGCUCCUAAAGACAAGUACCGCUUGGUCAAGAGACUGAAGCACUACAACCACACGGUCGCUGCGACGGGUGACGGAUCCAACGAUGCUCCCCAGCUCAAGGCUGCAGACGUGGGACUUGCUAUGGGGAUUGCCGGGACUGAGGUAGCCAAGGAGGCCUCCGACAUAAUAAUUAUGGAUGAUAACUUCCUCUCUAUCGUCCGUGCUGUGGAGUGGGGUCGUGCAGUCCUUACAAAUGUUCGCAAGUUCCUUCAAUUCCAGCUCACUGUCAAUGUUGCUGCCGUCGUCGUUGCUUUCCUCGGAGCGGCUGUUCUGGAGGAGUCUCCGCUGACUGCUCUGCAGAUGCUUUAUGUCAACCUCCUCAUGGACUCUCUCGGUGCGCUGGCUUUAGCGACUGAAGACCCAGCUAAGAAUGUGCUUGACUAUGAGCCUGUCCAUAGAGCUGCCAGCCUCAUCGCCCCUGGCAUGCUGCGCAACAUUCUCAUCGUCGCCUUCUAUCAGAUCGCUGUUAUCCUUCUAAUGAUCUUUGGUGUGGUAGGAGACACCCUGCUCAUGGUUCCAGAUUCUGUUAAGUGUAUACCCAUGGCUGACGGCUCGUGCGCCUACAACGAGCACGGAGCAAAGGCCUACAGGUAUACGUGCAUAUACAAUUUCUUUAUAUUCGCCCAGCUUUUCAAUGAAAUCAGUUCGAGGCGUAUAAACAAUGAGCUCAACGUCUUCUCUGGCCUCCACAAAUCACCCAUGUUCAUCUUAAUCUUCCUCGGUACGGUCGGUAUGCAACUCAUUAUUAUGCUUGCUCCUGGUGUCCGUUAUAUCUUCCAUAUCUUCGACUGUAGUGAGAACCACCAGAGCUACUGUGGGAAUAGCCAUGAUCACGGUAUCCUCUGGCAGUCGUGGGCCAUCACCUUGGCCUUUGCACUCUUCACUGUAUUUGUCCACCUCUUUGGAAGGCUGAAGAAACUGAAGCCUGAGUUCAAGGUUAGUGAGAAGGCAGCCAAGAGGGCCAUGGAGAAGAAGAACGCUCGCGCGGCUAAGAGAGAAAAGAAGGCCGACAAGGAGAAAAGGGCUGGUAAGGCGGAGGCGAAGAAACUUCUCGAGCCAUCUGGUAGCGACUGA